Messenger RNA from Rhagoletis zephyria (snowberry fruit fly), 3519 nucleotides. The record is from RefSeq and is a predicted model, not a curated record. Lineage: Eukaryota; Metazoa; Arthropoda; Insecta; Diptera; Tephritidae.
AUGUUCGAAGAGGACGACCAGCUGGACGAUGAGGAGACGCUGGAGAUCACCUCUGAGCUGUGGCAGGAGGCCUGCUGGAUCGUCAUCAGCUCGUACUUUGACGAGAAGGGCCUCGUCCGCCAGCAGCUGGACUCCUUCGAUGAGUUCAUUCAGAUGUCAGUGCAGCGCAUCGUCGAGGACUCCUCUGCCAUUGAGAUAGAGGCCGAGCCGCAGCACAAGUCGGGCAUCAUCGAGGCGCCCACGCAGUACGUGAUUCGCUUCGAGCAGAUCUACCUCUCGAAGCCAACUCACUGGGAGAAGGACGGCACGCCGACGGCGAUGAUGCCCAACGAGGCCCGCCUCCGCAACCUCACCUACUCGGCGCCGCUGUACGUGGACAUCACCAAGACGAUCACCCGCGACGGGCAGGACCCGGUGGAGACGCAGCACCAGAAGACGUACAUCGGCAAGAUUCCCAUCAUGCUGCGCUCCAGCUACUGCCUCCUCAACGGCCUCACCGACCGCGAUCUGGCGGAGCUCAACGAGUGCCCCCUCGACCCCGGCGGCUACUUCAUCAUCAACGGCUCGGAGAAGGUGCUCAUCGCCCAGGAGAAGAUGGCCACCAACACGGUGUACGUCUUCUCGAUGAAGGACUCGAAGUACACCUACAAGGCGGAGUGCCGCUCCUGCAUUGAGCACUCCUCGCGGCCGACCAGCACACUGUGGGUGAACAUGCUGGCGCGGGGCUCGCAGGGGAAGAAGACCACCGUCGGCCAGCGCAUCAUUGCCAUCAUUCCCUACAUCAAACAGGAGAUCCCCAUCAUGAUCGUCUUUCGGGCGCUGGGCUUCGUCGCCGACCGCGACAUUCUCGAGCACAUCAUCUACGACUUUGAGGACCCGGAGAUGAUGGAGAUGGUGAAGCCGUCCCUGGACGAGGCUUUCGUCAUUCAGGAGCAGAAGGUGGCGCAGAACUUUAUCGGCACGCGCGGCGCCCGGCCCGGCGUCCCCUACGAGAAGCGCAUCAAGUACGCGAAGGAGAUCCUCCAGAAGGAAAUGCUGCCGCACGUCGGCGUGGGCGACUUCUGCGAGACGAAGAAGGCCUACUACCUCGGCUACAUGGUCCACCGGCUGCUGCUGGCGGCCCUCGGUCGGCGCGAGCUGGACGACCGCGAUCACUACGGCAACAAACGGCUCGACCUGGCCGGCCCCCUCCUUGCCUACCUCUUUCGCGGCCUCUUUCGCAACCUAACCAAAGAGGUGCGCAUGUACGCGCAGAAGUUCAUCGACCGCGGCAAGGACUUUCAGCUGGAGCUGGCCAUCAAGACGCGCAUCAUCUCCGACGGCCUGCGCUACUCGCUGGCCACCGGCAACUGGGGCGACCAGAAGAAGGCCCACCAGGCGCGGGCGGGCGUCUCGCAGGUGCUGAACCGGCUCACCUACGCCUCGACGCUCUCCCACCUGCGGCGCGUCAACUCGCCCAUUGGCCGAGAUGGAAAGCUGGCCAAGCCUCGCCAGCUGCACAACACCCUCUGGGGGAUGAUCUGCCCGGCGGAGACGCCGGAGGGCCACGCGGUCGGCCUGGUGAAGAACCUCGCCCUCAUGUCGUACAUUAGCGUCGGCUCGCAGCCGUCGCCCAUUCUCGAGUUUCUCGAGGAGUGGUCCAUGGAGAACCUCGAGGAGAUUGCCCCCUCUGCGAUCUCCGAGGCCACGAAGAUCUUCGUCAACGGCUGCUGGGUGGGCAUUCACCGCGAGCCGGACCUGCUGAUGACCACCCUGCGGAAGCUCCGCCGCCAGAUGGACAUUAUCGUCUCGGAGGUGUCGAUGGUGCGGGACAUUCGCGACCGCGAGAUUCGCAUCUACACGGACGCGGGCCGCAUCUGCCGCCCCCUUCUCAUCGUCGAGAAUCAGAAGCUGCUGCUGAAGAAGAAGCACAUUGAGCAGCUGAAGAGCCGCGAGUACAACAGCUACAGCUGGCACGACCUGGUGGCCAGCGGGGUGGUCGAGUACAUUGACACGCUGGAGGAGGAGACGGUGAUGAUCUCGAUGACGCCGGACGACCUGAUGGAGACGGUCAAUCCGUACUGCAGCACCUACACCCACUGCGAGAUUCACCCAUCGAUGAUUCUGGGCGUCUGCGCCUCGAUCAUCCCCUUCCCCGACCACAACCAGUCGCCGCGUAACACCUACCAGUCGGCCAUGGGCAAGCAGGCGAUGGGCGUGUACAUUACCAACUUUCACGUGCGGAUGGACACGCUGGCGCACGUCCUCUACUACCCGCAGAAGCCGCUCGUCACCACGCGGUCGAUGGAGUACCUGCGCUUCCGAGAGCUGCCCGCGGGCAUCAACUCCAUCGUGGCGAUCAUGAGCUACACGGGCUACAACCAGGAGGACUCGGUCAUUCUCAAUGCGUCCGCCAUUGACCGCGGCUUCUUCCGCUCCAUCUUCUACCGCUCCUACAAGGACUCGGAGCAGAAGCGCAUGGGCGACCAGGAGGACCAGUUUGAGAAGCCGACGCGGGACACGUGCCAGGGCAUGCGUAACGCCAUCUACGACAAGCUGGAGGACGACGGGAUCAUCGCGCCGGGGACGCGCGUUUCCGGGGAUGAUGUCAUAAUCGGGAAGACGACGACGCUGCCGGAGAAUGACGACGACCUGGAGGGAGGGAUUAAGCAGCACACCAAGCGAGAUGCCAGUACCUUUCUGCGAAACAGCGAGACGGGCAUUGUCGACCAGGUGAUGAUCACGGUGAACAAUGAGGGCUACAAGUUCUGCAAGAUUCGCGUCCGCUCGGUGCGCAUUCCGCAGAUUGGCGACAAGUUUGCCUCGCGGCACGGACAGAAGGGCACCUGCGGUAUUACCUACAGACAAGAGGACAUGCCCUUCACCUGUGAGGGCAUCACCCCGGACAUUAUCAUCAACCCGCACGCCAUUCCCUCGCGUAUGACGGUCGGCCAUCUGAUUGAGUGCCUGCAGGGAAAGGUGUCGGCGAACAAGGGCGAGAUUGGCGACGCGACGCCCUUCAACGAUGCCGUCAACGUGCAGAAGAUUUCCGAUCUGUUGCAUGAGUACAACUACCAGCUGCGCGGCUACGAGGUGAUGUACAACGCCCACACCGGCCACAAGGUCAAUGCGCAGAUCUUCCUCGGGCCCACGUACUACCAACGGCUGAAGCACAUGGUCGACGACAAGAUUCACUCUCGUGCACGAGGGCCGGUGCAGAUUCUGGUGCGCCAGCCGAUGGAGGGCCGAGCCCGCGAUGGCGGCCUUCGCUUUGGCGAGAUGGAGCGCGACUGUCAGAUUGCCCACGGCGCGGCGCAGUUCCUCCGUGAGCGCCUCUUUGAGGUGUCCGACCCUUACCGCGUGCACAUCUGCAACCUCUGCGGCCUGAUCUGCAUCGCCAACCUGCGGAACAACACCUUCGAGUGCAAGGGCUGCCGAAAUAAGACGCAGAUCUCGCAGGUGCGCAUGCCGUACGCCGCCAAGCUGCUCUUCCAGGAGCUGAUGUCCAUGUCCAUUGCGCCGCGCAUUGUCGUCACCUAG